Molecule: messenger RNA, 3505 nt
Organism: Chroicocephalus ridibundus (black-headed gull)
Lineage: Eukaryota; Metazoa; Chordata; Aves; Charadriiformes; Laridae
Gene: DIPK1A
Product: divergent protein kinase domain 1A
Exons: 6
Coding region: 457-1674 (405 amino acids)
Source: RefSeq, a predicted model, not a curated record
CGCUCCCUCACAGCGAUCCCCUCGCUUUAAGCAAAGGGUGGCGAAGCGGGCGAGCGUCUCAGGUGACGGCCGCUGCCCGCCCUUCUCCGCCCGCUGACAGCUGCUGUCGCUCGGCGGCUGCCUGAGGAGAGCGCGGUCGCCGGUGCCUGAGGGAAGGCGGCCGCCGCGCUCCCUCCUGCCCUCGCCCUGCCGUGCCCAGCCGGCGGCGCGGCUGCAGUAGCGGCAGGCGGGGAAGCGCUUCUCGCCGCUCCGCCUCCGCCAUCGCCUCCCGCUUGCGGGGAUGUGUGAUUGCCAUGGCGAGGCUGUUCUUCCCGGGGGCCUGGCUCAGGAAACCCCACUACGCGCAGCAUCUUUAUUGGUGGACCACUGAUAUAGUCUAGCAUGACAAUCCUGUGUUCCUGUACAGCUCUCUCCUACCUUUCCUUCUCUCGCUACAGAUAGGUACGUUUCUCAUAUAUGCGGAUGAAGUAUCUCUUCAUCUCUUGGUUAGUAGUAUUUAUUGGCAGCUGGGUUAUGUAUGUUCAGUACUCCACCUACACAGAACUAUGCAGAGGACAUGAAUGUAGGAAAAUAAUAUGUGAUAAAUACAAGACUGGAGUUAUUGAUGGGUCAGCAUGUAGCAGUCUUUGUGCUAAAGAAACAUUGUAUUUUGGAAAAUGUUUGUCAACAAAGCCAAAUAACCAGAUGUAUUUAGGAAUCUGGGGAAAUCUGCAAGGUGUUAUAAAAUGCCAGAUGGAAGAAGCCGCCCAACCUGAUUUUGGUACUGACCCAGAACCAAGGAAGGAAAUAGUCCUAUUUGAUAAACCAACAAGAGGAACCACUGUUGAGAAAUUCAAAGAAAUGGUAUAUGGUCUUUUUAAAGCAAAAUUGGGUGAACAAGGAAAUCUUUCAGAACUGGUUAAUCUCAUCCUGUCUUUUGCUGAUGGAAACAAAGAUGGUAGAGUUUCUUUGCCAGAGGCGAAAUCUGCAUGGGCACUUCUGCAGCUAGAAGAGUUUCUGUUAAUGGUGAUCUUGCAGGAUAAAGAACAUACUCCCAAGUUGAUGGGAUUUUGUGGUGAUCUCUAUGUGACCGAAAGAGUUGAAUAUACCUCUCUCUAUGGAAUCAGCCUUCCAUGGAUUAUAGAACUUUUCAUUCCCUCUGGCUUCAGAAGGAGCAUGGACCAAUGGUUUACUCCAUCAUGGCCAAGAAAGGCAAAAAUAGCUAUAGGGCUUUUAGAAUUUGUGGAAGAUAUUUUCCAUGGACCUUAUGGAAACUUUCUGAUGUGUGAUACAAGUGCCAAAAACUUGGGAUAUAAUGAUAAAUAUGAUUUGAAAAUGAUGGACAUGAAAAAAAUUGUGCCAGAAAUGAAUUUGAAGGAAAUAAUUAAAGAUCGUCAAUGUGAAUCAGAUUCGGACUGUAUUUAUGGUACAGACUGUAGAACUCUGUGUGACCAAAGCAAAAUGAGAUGUACCACAGAAGUAAUUCAGCCAAACUUGGCAAAAGCCUGUCAGCUACUUAAAGACUAUCUGCUUCGUGGUGCUCCUUCUGAUAUCCAUGAAGAACUAGAAAAACAACUGUACUUGUGUAUUGCCCUUAAAGUCACAGCAAAUCAGAUGGAAAUGGAGCAUUCUUUAAUACUCAAUAACUUGAAAACUUUACUGUGGAAGAAGAUUUCCCAUACAAAUGAUUCUUAGCUUCUCCACCAGCAGAAGAUAAUAUUGAUGCCUGCCACUAGAGGUGGCCUACCACAUUUGUUAAAGAUUAUCUGCAGCAUUUUUUAAAGACGUUUCUUUACUCAGAUUUUAUGAAUGGCUCUUUAACUCUUGCCCUUCAGUGACGGGCCUUUGCAAAGAAUGAACAUGCCACUGGGUGAUCGGGCAGAGGCCAGAAGCACUUCUGGUGUUCCAGUGCUGUGUUAUGGAAACAAAAAACCCUGCAUGCUUGACUGUUCUGUGCACUUUGUCAGAUCUUGACCAGGAUGAAAGUAUUCACUGUGCCACCACAUCAACUGAUGGAACAUCUUACAAUUCCGUGAAAAUCAUUGCUCACAUGUGAAAUACCUGCAAAAGAUUUUUAUCCUAAGUAGUUUUAUGAUGAACCACCACUACUGCAAAUGAUGUGUCUGAGUCCAAGCUGCUGUUGUGAAUAAACUGAACUGUGAGGUUGAAGUUUACUAAUACCUUGGCAUGGCAGAAUUUGCACAUUAAUAGUUUUUAAACUGUGGAAAAAUUAGAAUUUUACUGUAGAACUGACAGGUUGUAAUAUGAGACUUAAAUCAGAUUGUUUAUACCUUGUUACCUCAUGCUUACAUCUUGAAUGUUUAAGUAGUUCAACAUUUUUUAAUGAAGUCCUUAUACAGUGAACCAUGUUGGGAGCCAAGAACUUUAGAAUAUGCUACUUCUUAGAAUCAUGCAUAUAGUCUAGCAGCAAUAUCACCAUUUGUUUCAAAACCCGUAGAUUAUUGUACUUCAGUUGAAACCUUUAACCCAAAUUAAGCUGUUGCAAAUAUUGAAAAGUAAGGAGGUUAUGGACUAAGCUAUUUUAUGAGAACUUAAGUUAAUUUUUAAAAAUACUGAUAGCAGAAAUGUGCUAACAGUAAAAAAACAAAACAAAAAAACCCCUUGCAUAGUGUAGGCAUCUGCUGUAUGACAAGUGAAACAACUUAUUGUGGAUAAAGUCUUAACUCUUUACUGUCCCUCCAAAUUUAGCCUUGUACGUAAAUCCUCUUGAACUAUUGCAGGAAGUAUGUUAGCCAGAGCUAGACCAGAACUGUAGGACGGAAGCUGGAUUGUUCAGGAUCAUGGAAUAUUGCUUAUAUCAGAGCCGCUGAGAUAGUGACAGCUAGUAACAAAGUAGAACGUAAGUGAGCUGUACUGUUAGUAUUCCUUUUUUCUAGUAGCAUCUAUGAAUCAUUGUUACAUCUUUAAAAUAAGCACCAUCUGAUCCUGGCACUCCACAGGGCAUGACCACUGUAGCACCUUUAAUCUGCAUCCCCCUUGUCCUGGUCCCUUAAUUCAUUUUCAACAUAGGCAAAAAGGACAAGCUUUAUUUAAAUAUUUGAAAGGUUGUUAACUGCUUUAAGUAUGCUGUAUUAAAUGCAUUCCUUGAAUGAUUAAACCGAAGUACAGGACAAAGACAGUAAUUUCUCCAUACCAUAUGUAAUAGUAUGCAGCUUGGGUUAAGAGUGCACUGUUUUGUAAACAUCAGCUUUUUAGUUUAAAAAUUACUACGGUAAUUAUUAUCUCUAAGUUGAUAAUGUCCUCCAAUUAUAAGCUAUUACACUCAAAUAUAAAGUGGUCAUGUUCUUGGUGGAAAAAUCUGACUGUAAUUGCUACUAGGUUUUGGGCAGAGAAGAUUAUUGAAUCCAAAAUGAUGUUGGGUAUUUUAAACAACUGGAAAACAUGUUUAAUAGUGCAGUUUGUUGUACAGAACCUUCAGUUUCACUGAUGUUGCAUCAAGUUGGCGCUUUCAUUGGGAAAAAAAUGCUUUUGUUUACAAUAAAUCACAGGUCUCUCUCUUUCAAUA